CUGUGCAUCCCUAUAUUUGUCGUUCGUGGUUGUAGUCGUUGACGGUCUAAAAAAUUUUUGUGCAAAGGAAGAAAAAAAUAAGCAAACAAAAAGUCCUUUUUUACAUUGGAUUGUUGGAUUAAAAAGACAAAAGAUUGCAAGAAAAACGAACUUGGAAACGCGAAUAAUCUGCAACGAGACAGAAAAUUACAAAAUUGGCAAGGCUCGCUACAUCUUCUCUAUACCGAGAGCUAUUAAACCAACUCUUACAUAGAAAAGGGAAAACAACGAGUUCUUCGAAAUACACAUGUAAACCGAGUGCUUUUCGGAAAAACGAAAUUCACAAACAUUCGAAAGAAAUAGAGCAAAGCGUCGAGACAGGGAUCAACAGACGAACCUCCCCACAUCAGAAUUGCUAGGCAAAAAUAAAAAGAAAAUACACCACAAUCAAAGAAUAAAAAUCGAAACAAUAUGGAUGCUGAAAAUGAUAACGAUCAACCAAAUUCGUCAUCAGCUUCGGCAUCGGUAACGCCAAGUAGUAGCAAUAACAGCAGCAGUAGUAAUCUUCUGGGCCAUUUGCCAAUGUUACCGUUCAUGAGGUCAACGGACGAUGAUGAUGAGGAUGGUAGUGCCGCCAAUGUGGGCAAUCGCAUCAAUGAUAAUAAUGAUGAUGGUGAAGAUGAUGGAAUGCAUGAAGAGCCAAUGCCACUGCAGCAGGAUGAGCAGCAGCAGCAUCAGCUGCCUCAACAAUCAUCGUCGUCGACAUCGACGCAUGAGCCUGGCAUGGCCGUUGACAACAAUAUGCCAAUGGCUCCAACCGCAAAUGCCAACUCUGACGGCCUUGCAAUGGGGGAGGAGCCUAUGCAGCAACAAGAACAACCGCAUCAAGCUUCACCUCCACCGCCGCCACCACUACAACAGCCAUCUAAUUUAGAAACAUUUUCAUCAUCAACACCGCCGCGGGAACUGCCCCAACAGCAGCAGCAGCAUCAGCAACGUAACGAUAUUGCCGAUACCUUGGAUGCAUCGGCUGUGGUUGUGCCAUCAGCAUUAGGAAAUAGUGUUGGCCGUCAAGGAUCACCAGCACGUUUAGAUCAGGGUGAUCAGGGACCACCACCACCAGCCUUUGACUUGGACAACCAUAUACGAAUUGAUGAUAACGAUAUAGCAUUGGAUGAUAACGACAACAAUGAUUUUGACAUUGACUUGAAUGCUCAGAAUGAGAGCCUAGCAGCGGACAGAGGAAAUGCUUCAACAUCCAAUCGGGAGCAUCAUCAACAGUCACCCACGCGAACAGAAGAGCAGCAGCAGCAACAGCAAGAAACAUUAGAUAUCUCCCCUUCAGGAUCGGCUGGUACUUCAGGACAACAACAACAACAACCACCACCACCAACAACACUGCCUUUGUUGCUUUAUCAACAGCCACAACAACAACAACAACUACAAACUGAAGAAUCUAAACAUUUACCGCCGUCCUACGACCAUCGCUAUCACCACAAUCCCCGCUCAUACCACCAUCACCAGCAUCACUCGUCAAGUGGUUCGUCUGGUUAUCCAUCCUACGAAUUUGGUGGCACCACAAAAAACUCCAACGGUACCAACACCAGCAACAACUCAUCAGCAAUGUUUGCCCAGUCGAGCGGCAGUAGCAACAGCCAUAAUGCCGGCGAACGCAAUGGUUCCACAGAUAAUGGCAGUGCUGCCAAUGGUGGUGGCAGCCCCACUGAACCCGUUGUCGAUCGCCUAAAAUUACUUUAUCCAAAUGUCAACGAAAACGAAACACCAUUGCCGCGUUGCUGGAGCCCGGAUAACAAAUGUUUGUCGAUCGGUUUGUCACAGAAUAAUUUGCGUGUCCAUUUCAAAGGAGUAGGCAAACAAAAUAAUGAUGCAGCUUCUGUGCGUACUGCCCAUCCAAUACCACCCGCUUGUGGCAUCUAUUAUUUCGAAGUGAAAAUUAUUUCUAAGGGCAAAAAUGGUUACAUGGGCAUUGGAUUGACAGCUGAACACUUUCGUAUGAAUCGUUUGCCAGGUUGGGAUAAACAAUCUUAUGGUUAUCACGGCGAUGAUGGCAAUUCAUUUUCCUCCUCGGGUCAUGGACAAUCGUAUGGACCCACAUUUACCACAGGCGAUAUUAUCGGCUGUUGUGUAAAUUUCGUCAAUAACACAUGUUUCUAUACAAAGAAUGGCACCCAUUUGGGCAUUGCGUUUAGAGAUUUGCCGACAAAACUCUAUCCCACAGUUGGUCUACAAACACCCGGCGAAGAAGUUGAUGCCAAUUUUGGACAAGAACCUUUUAAAUUUGAUAAAAUCGAAGAGAUGAUGCGAGACAUGAGAGAAGAGAUGAAGAAAACAAUCUAUGAUUUUCCACUACCUGUCGAACAAGGCGAUCCUACAACAUUAUUACAAAAAAUGGUUAAUUCAUAUCUGGUGCAUAAUGGCUACAGUCAAACAGCUGAGGCGUUUGCCCGUACAACGGGUCAGGCUCUUAGGGAAGAUCUCUCAUCCAUGCGUAAUAGACAAAAAAUUCUAAAACUAGUUAUGUCCGGCCGUAUGGGACAAGCCAUAGAACAGACUUUGCGUUCAUAUCCUGGCCUCUUGGAGAACAAUAAGAAUCUAUGGUUUAUGCUAAAGUGUAGACAAUUUAUAGAAAUGAUCAAUGGCUCGGAUAUUGAGUACUGCCCCUCAUCGUCUAAUAAUAAAACAAUAACAACAAAUGAUAUUGCAACAACAACAACACCAUGCUCGGCUUCAAAUCAAACAUCGGUUAUACAAUCGACGAAAUCGUAUCAGAAUGGGAAUACAAAUGAUGAUACCUCCGUGGCGGCAUCAGCAACGGCCGUUGCCUCAACAAGCACCAACAAUACCCCAACCACCACCAGCACCAACAUCAUCAACAACAGCAGCAGCAACAGCAAUAAUAGUAACAGCAACAAUACCACAACAAACAGCAGCAGCAACAACAGCAAUAAUUGUAGUAGUAGUAGCAGCAGCAGUAAUGGUAGUACCACCACCAAUGCAACAGCAACAACAACCGCCAAUAAUACCAAUAAUUCAACAACAACAGCAGCAGCAGCAACACCAGCCACUGCCAACAACAAUAGUGGCGUUAGCAGCAGCAGCAGCAACGCAGAGGCGACAGCAACAAAUAAUGCACAGAAUACAAGCCACACAACUGUGAUACAUACAGAUAAUGAUAUAAAAACUGAAUCUAAUUUAGUUGAACAUUGUUCGGCUUCCGGCGAUGCUUCUAAUACAAUAAGUAAAAAUAAUAACGAUAAUGAUUAUCUUAAUGAUGUUGAAAUGGAAAACAAUGGUCACACUACAAAUGGAAAUAUAUGCAAAAAUGGCAAUACAAAUAACUUCAAUGAAUCAAUAGAUGCUGAUGAAGAAAUGGAUGUUGAUGUAUCACCAUCGAUUCGCAAAUAUAGUCAUGGCAUUGAACGCAUCCUGGAGUUUGGUAAAGAUCUAUCGCAAAUGGGCCAGCAGCUGGAAAAGGAAAGCAAAAUGACUGAUGAAGAGAGACAAAUGUUAGAAGAUGCAUUUAGUUUAAUAGCUUAUUCAAAUCCUUGGGCAAGUCCUUUAGGUUGGCAAUUGUGUCCAACAAAACGUGAGACUGUCUGUAGAGCUUUAAAUUCAGCCAUAUUAGAAUCAAUGAAUUAUGCAAAAUGGCCACCAUUGGAAUACUGUGUGGCCCAUGCCAAUGAAUUACUCAAGGUUAUGGCUCAGGCCUCAUUGGGCGCCUGUGGUUUUGUCAAUAUCUCGGAUGUGUUUCCAAAAAACUGACCCGCUAGACCUUAGCUAAAGAUGAUUGAUGAUGAAUGUAAUGCUGCUAACACAUCUUGUCUUGUUCGGGAAAAUCAAAAUUGUCGAUUGGGCACGAUUUCAAAUAGAACAAGAACAACAACAACAACUCAUACACAAUUUCCUUUUGCCAGCAACAGUGGGGGUUUUAUGAGAAAAACAAUAACAAACAGCAACAACAAUAAUAAUAAUGCUGCUGCUGCUACUGCAAUUGUCAACCGUACCCCCAACAAUGUUGCCAACAAUGCCGCCGAUGCUGCAAUAACUUCCUCUUCAGCAAAUUGUUCUACAUCUUCUGCUCAUCCUCCACCACCAACUUCUCCAGCACCAUAGGCCUUUUAAAAAAUAAAGAAAAAAAUGAAAACGAAAUAAAAAAACAAGAAUUACUAUUGUCAAUCAGUGCAGGACAUACAGCAGAUUUGUAGACGAUAACUUUCUGUUUGCGUUUUUGAACUGCUGCUGUUUUUUUUUAAUUUUAACGGAUUUUUAAACACACAAAAUGGAUUGAAACUUUUUCCUUAAUAUUCACCCCCUCUCGUUUCUUCUUAUAUAUUUAUUAUUGCAGCUAUAUUAUUUUUAGUUACUUUAAUUCUUUUUUUUUAUUAUUACAAAAAAAUGAUGAUGUCUGAGACAAAAGAAAAAAAAAACAAAAAACAACAAGAGAAAUAUAUCAUUUUUAAAAUUUUACAAUGCUUAUGGGCUUUGGAUUGAAAAAAGGAUAUACAAAAGCAAAAGGAAUAAUAUUUUUUUAUGAGGGACAAGAAACCUCUUCCUGGUUCUAAUGACUUCUGUGUGAUAAUUAUGAUUGGCUGAAACUAAACUAGACAUAUUUUCGAAUUGAUUUGAUAUUUUAAAUGACUGGUAAAGGAUACUCUUUUUUAUUUUAGUUUUUUUUUUUACUAUAUUUUAAUUCCGAAGGCAAAUCUUAAUCUUUCUUUCCCCAACACCUCAAGAUCGAGCAGUGGUGUUACAUUUAUUUGUUGACCUCCUCUUCCAUGGGUUCAAGUUCAUUUGUGUUAAUUCUAUUUAUAAUUAAUUGUGUUUCAUUUUUUUUUUUUAAUUUCGUUGUCUGAGCAUAUAAGAAAUGGAAAAGUAGUAAGAAACAAUUAAAAACUCUAACAACUUUUAGCAAGUAAGCCGAGAAAUAGAGCAGAGCCGAGCAAAAGCAAAAAAUCGCUAAGUGCAGUGAAUGCAAUUUCAAGAGAAAAAGAAGAAAACAAAAAUAAAUUGUAAUAAUUCUUAGGUUACUUUUUGAAGCUCCUUAAAUAUUACACGAAUGAAAAGUGAAAAACAAAUUACAGAGAUAUUAGAAUAUAAGAACGAAAAGCCGAAAACAAAAUUAUGCAAAACAAAUAAAAAAAAACAAAAUCAUUAGAGUAUGGAAAAAGUAUAUUAUAUGCAACAUAAACAAGAAGAUUUUAAUUUUAUUUGAGGAAAAGUAAUCUUAUAUAUUUACGAACAGAAAAAAACAAAACAAUAUAUAUA
Molecule: messenger RNA, 5265 nt
Organism: Musca domestica (house fly)
Lineage: Eukaryota; Metazoa; Arthropoda; Insecta; Diptera; Muscidae
Gene: RanBPM
Product: ran-binding proteins 9/10 homolog
Exons: 14
Coding region: 451-3762 (1103 amino acids)
Biological process (GO): cytoskeleton organization; cell surface receptor signaling pathway
Cellular component (GO): cytoplasm
Molecular function (GO): protein binding
Source: RefSeq, a predicted model, not a curated record